AAACUGGGAGAGACGAAGGUAAUGCGGAACGAGAGCAACUCAAGGCUGAAAGUGCACGCCAACGAGAGCAACUCGAGGCUGAAAGUGCACGCCAACGAGAGCAACUCGAGGCUGAAAGUGCACGCCAACGAGAGCAACUCAAGGCUGAAAGUGCGCGCCGCGACGCUGAAAGACUGGCUGAAAUAGCCCAGCUCAAAGCCAGACUACGUGAAUACGAAGACUGUCAGCCUGACAAUGCGGCGGCCCCGGCCUGAAGAAGGGAUGUCAAGUUUGUUCUCGUAGCCAGGAAGACAGCAAAGCUGUCAAACAUGCCAUAUCUUUCCUAUUAUUUAUUUUCACAGAGCGGAAUCUAUGACUCGUCAUCGUUAACAUGUCCAUGUAUAUUUUAGUACACUGUUUCAGGUGUAGGUACCGUGCCAGGCCUCUAGUGUAGUUAAAUCAUCGCGACGGUUCGAAAGCGGGUAGUUUGAUAGUGCCACUUAGACUCCCAUGCUGCUAUGUUAUAACGAUCCCCAGAUAGUUGCCAAAUGUUUAUGGAGGAUGUCGCUGCGAAUAAUGACAAAGAAAUCUAUAAUCAUG
Molecule: messenger RNA, 579 nt
Organism: Serpula lacrymans var. lacrymans S7.9
Lineage: Eukaryota; Fungi; Basidiomycota; Agaricomycetes; Boletales; Serpulaceae
Exons: 3
Source: RefSeq, a predicted model, not a curated record